AAUUUCUAGGAAGUGCUACUGCAAAUUUUCUCCACGACCUCUACAUCUCCAUUCCCAGUUUUCCAUCGAUGUAGGGUCUCUAACGAGACUACGAGAGGGAAAGCUGCCACUGCCAGUCUUACUUUCCGAGAUCGAAACCCUGUUCGAACUAUCGACGGCCUCCAUGGGCGAACAUCGCAAACACCAGGUAUCGUUGAGGGGAGCCAGUGCAAAGGAAAUCACGAGGGAUGCCCUUCUCGAGAAGGUAUCCCAGGAAAGGGAGCUUCGCAAUUAUGCGAGGCAAGCUGCAAGAGCUGCACUCUUUAUCCAGAGAGUGUGGAGGCGCCACUAUAUAGUGAAGAUGGUUGCUUUACAGCUUCAACAAGAAUGGGCAAGCUUAGCGAAUCAUCGUGCUGCUAAAGUGAGCAGAAGCUGGAUUUCCAGCAACCUUUUGAGACCUUUUCUUUUCUUUAUUACAUAUUUAUCAAUUCGACAUGAGAAGAUUCGAACUGGAGAUAUAGAUUGUAUGCAUAAUUGCUUCAAAAUUCUGUUGGAGAGCAUAAACUCAACCGAUUCAAUGAAAAACUUUUGCUCUCUGGCAACGGGUACACUUGAAGAAAGAAGGACAUGGACUUAUCAAUCACGGAAGCUGAUUUUUCUGUGCUCAUUUAUUCUUGCACAGUGUGACUCUUUGCAUCAAGAGGAUCAAGGUGUUGUUACGCUUUCCUCUCUGGGAAUUCGUGUGGUUGUUGCCUUAACUGAUCUGAAAGGGUGGAAAAGCAUUACCAAUGAGGAUAUACAGGAUGCAGAUAUAGCAGUGAAGGAUUUAGUUCGUUUUAUGGGAAGUAGAAAAAGUGGUCUAUACAGUUGUAUUAGAAGAUACAUUAACAAUUUGGGUAGUUCAUAUUCAUCAAAAUUAUGCAGUGUUGCCCAACUGGAUGAUCGAUUCUUGAUUACUGCAAGCGCAUUAACUUUAGCUUUACGGCCAUUUCAUGUUUUAAACUUUGAUGUAAACGACCCUGCAUCCUCAGACCUGCUGUGUGCUGCGGAACAGUACUGUGUGUUUGUACUGACAAUUCCUUGGCUUCUGCUAAGUUUACCAUCAGUUCUUCUGCCUGCUUUGAAGCACAAGUCUGUUUUAUCACCUUGCUUCCGGACUCUAGUGAUCUUCAAGGAUAAAAUCUUAGCAGAUAUGUCAAAGAUGGAACAGUUGAAAGUACCUUCUUGCUCCAAAGUGGUGCCGCAUGUUGGUUGGGCUCUUGCGAACAUCAUAUGCUUGGUGACAGAGAGUGAGAUCAAUUCUUUAGAUCCCAGACGGUUCACUCAAUCUGUGGAUUAUGCAUCAUAUGUUCAGGUUGUUAUCAUUUAUGCAGAGAGCUUUCUGGCUUGGCUUGAGAACGUUGGAUGGACAAGAAACGAGAACCAAGAACUGCUAUUUGCUAUUGGAAGUUCUGCAGAACCCAUUGAUGUUAUUAUGCAUGAGACAGACACAACUUACAGGCCCUUAAAGGUCUCAUACAUCGACCUAUUUAGGCCUAUUUGUGAGCAGUGGCAUCUUAGUAAACUUUUGGCAGUCUUGAAGCAAGAUGCUUGCAUUCAUGAUGCUGAUACUUUGCCAGACCCAAAUCUGGAAGUGAAGUUGGAACUUCUUGAUAUUGCUUAUUUUUAUUCUUACAUGCUUAGAAUUUUUUCACUCUUGAAUCCUGCAGUCGGAUCGCUGCCUGUUCUUAACAUGCUAUCUUUUACUCCUGGAUUUCUUGUCGAUCUUUGGGGAGCCCUGGAAAGUUCACUUUUCCCUUCAAAUGCUCAUACUUCUGAGGAGGGUAUUUGCUCAAGUAAGAUUUCAGAGAACAAAAGUAGUGGGGCUUUUGUGAAAAAGCAAAAAUGGGCCACUAAGGAUGGAGGUAAUAAGUUUGUCUCAGUUUUGCAUAAAAUCACUGGUAGGUCCCUAGUGGAUUUUGAUAGUACAGACUCAAUAAACAGUCAACCUAUGCCCAGCUGCAGUGGUGAGGAUUCUUGUGAUGUGUGGGAUAUAGAGUCUUUCAGGCAUGGUGUGCAGGGUAUUUCAAAAGAUAUAUCAUGUCAGCUUCAUCUGUUUUGCGCCACCUAUUCGCACCUGCUGUUGGUUCUUGAUGACAUAGAAUUCUAUGAAAAACAGGUCCCAUUCACACUGGAGCAGCAACGAAGAAUCACAUCAAUGCUUAACACACUGGUUUAUAAUGGCUUGUCCAAUGGUAGUUGUGAACAGAAUAAAACCCUUAUGGAUGCUGCGGUUAGAUGUCUACAUUUGUUGUAUGAAAGGGAUUGCAGGCACCAGUUUUGUCCCCCUGCACUAUGGCUUUCACCUGCUAUAAAGAGUCGUCCCCCAAUUGCUGCUGCUGCCAGAACUCAUGAAAUUUUUUCCGCUAAUUUAGUGUUGGAUGAUGGUGUGACCAUUCCAAGCAUGGGUUCUGUUAUAACUACAACUCCUCAUGUAUUUCCAUUUGAUGAAAGUGGCAGAGUUCAGAUGUUCAGAGAGUUUAUCAAGAUGGACAAAGUUUCUCGAAGAAUGGCAGGUGAAGUGGCUGGACCUGGUCCAGGUUCAGUUGAGAUAGUAAUACGUCGGGAUCAUAUUGUUGAGGAUGGUUUUCGACAAUUAAAUUCCCUUGGGUCAAGGUUGAAGUCAUCCAUCCAUGUUUCCUUUGUUAGUGAAUGUGGACUCCCAGAGGCUGGCCUGGAUUAUGGUGGACUAUCCAAAGAGUUUUUGACAGAUGUAGCAAAAGCAGCCUUUGCCCCUCAGUAUGGUUUAUUCUCUCAGUCUUCAACUUCAGAUGGACUUCUGAUCCCUAAUACUGCUGCGAAAUUUCUAGAUAAUGGUAUCCAGAUGAUUGAGUUCCUCGGAAGAGUGGUUGGCAAAGCACUUUAUGAAGGGAUUUUACUAGAUUAUUAUUUUUCACAUGUUUUUGUGCAAAAGCUUUUAGGCCGCUACAGCUUUCUUGAUGAACUUUCAACCCUUGAUCCAGAGCUUUACAGGAAUCUUAUGUAUGUUAAGCUUUAUGAUGGUGAUGUCAAAGAACUCUCUCUGGAUUUCACAAUUAAUGAAGAAUCAUAUGGCAAACAUCAUGUUAUUGAGCUAAAGCCUGGUGGUAAGGAUGUCUCAGUGACAAAUGAGAACAAGUUGCAGUACAUUCAUGCAAUUGCGGACUAUAAACUUAAUCGGCAGUUGUUGCCUUUGUCAAAUGCAUUCUAUAGAGGAUUGACAGAUCUUAUUUCACCAUCAUGGUUGAAGUUAUUUAAUGCAAGUGAAUUUAAUCAGUUGCUUUCAGGUGGAAACCAUGACAUUGACAUAGAUGAUCUAAGAAAUAAUACACGGUACACCGGUGGUUAUUCUGAGGGGAGUCGAACAGUUAAACUCUUUUGGGAGGUUGUUGCAGGAUUUGAACCAAAAGAACGGUGUAUGCUUCUUAAAUUUGUGACUAGUUGUUCUCGAGCUCCAUUACUUGGGUUCAAGCACUUGCAGCCAACAUUUACUAUUCAUAAGGUUGCAUGUGAUGUGCCCGUUUGGGCAAUGAUUGGAGGGCAGGAUGUGGAACGCCUUCCAUCAGCUUCCACCUGCUAUAAUACUCUGAAGCUUCCAACAUACAAACGUCCUAGCACUAUGAGAGCAAAGCUACUCUAUGCUAUCAACUCGAAUGCUGGGUUUGAACUCUCUUAGGACCUCUGGAAAUUAUUGUUUCAGGAAAAGGAUGUUGGAGUCUUCUAUGAUGCUUGCAGGUGAUGUCACUGGUUGAGUUACUGGUUCUCUAGUUUGAGCUCUUGUGCUGCCACUAUCCUUGUUGAUCACAAAAUUGAUCAUGUGAACUUUUUAAGUGAUACUUCUUGUAUUGAAGGGUCUAGAUGCUCCUUAAAUGAUUGAUGAUACAACAUAGUUAACACCACUUCUUGUCUUGAUGCUUGGUUAGUGUUGUUCCAAAUGGAGUUCUUGCGACUACACUAUUUCAAAACUUGAGGUUUAGUUUUCUCUAACUGGGGUGGUUUGGUGGAUGACUAGAUGGUGCCUACUUGUUAUUCUAGGAGAUCAUAUCUGACUUGGAAGUGUUAGAAUUUAGGGAUUUUAUUUUGAUUUUUAGGACAUUUGAUUAUUUAAAUUAAUUUAAUUAUGAGACUAUUUUGUACUUUUUGGCUGUCAA
Messenger RNA from Malania oleifera, 4148 nucleotides. RefSeq names its product E3 ubiquitin-protein ligase UPL7. The record is from RefSeq and is a predicted model, not a curated record. Gene Ontology annotation, molecular function: ubiquitin protein ligase activity. Bases 164 to 3673 code for a protein of 1169 amino acids. Gene Ontology annotation, biological process: protein polyubiquitination; ubiquitin-dependent protein catabolic process. The transcript is spliced from 15 exons. Lineage: Eukaryota; Viridiplantae; Streptophyta; Magnoliopsida; Santalales; Ximeniaceae.